AUGAGCACGGAAUUUCAAGGUGGUGGCCCGGAUAUGGCCUCAGACGAGUCUCAGCGCCUGUUCGCUGAUGAGCUGAAGGCGCUCAUCGCCGGUGCUCGUGAAGAGGCUUCGGAUGAGACUCAGAAUGAUGGCCAAGAGACCACACAAGUCAACGGACAAACCAGCUCAGAAGACCAAUCAGAGGUCAUAUCACAAUCUCGUAUCAAGCAAGAACAAGAGGGAGAGGGGGAGCCGACAUAUGUAACGAGGAAGUCAAACGACCAGCAGCAAGAAGCACAAGAAGCGCAAGUAGCGGAGCCAACAGGGAAACAAGAACCCGCUUCUUCGCCGUCACGGAAACGUCCCAGCCCCGCGGAGGAGGAAGAAGAACCAGAUUCACCACCAAAGCCCGCCAAGAAGGAAGCAAAGCAAUGCGGUAUCUGUCAAGCGCAGCCAGGAAAGUACAGGUGUCCGCGUUGCCCGCUUAUGUACUGCUCAGUGGCCUGCAACAAAUCCCACAAGGAAAACCACCCACCUGUAUCUGAGCCUACGCCCACCCAAAAACCACAGCCUACUCAACACUCCCAACCCGCAAAAGACAACGAUCCCCUCGCCUUCCUCCUUCCCCACGCCCACCAUAUCACCCGCCUCCUCACCAAAUACCCCCACCUCGAGUCUCGCAUCAACCACAUCCUCGCGCAAACCCUGCCCCCCUCCAACAACCCGCAAGGUCUUGCUGUCGACCCCAACACCGGCUUCGCCACCACUGCCUCCGGUCUUCCCGUUCGCGUCCAGGUUCCGGGUUACGCUUCAAGUUCGGGUAGUUCUUACAUGAAAAAGGACACGCAGCCUUGGUCCAAGGAAGUCGGAUUGCGUAGGGGUGCGGCCGCGCUGAAGAGGGCGAGGACGGAUCCGACUGAGACGGGGGAUGGCGUGAGGGAGCUUUGUGAUACUGUGCUUUGGCUGUUGAAGAGUCACGAGAGGGGAGAGUUGCCAGCGCCCGGUAUUCAGAGUGGGGGCGGUGGCGGUGUGAGGGAUGUGACGCAGUUGGUUAGGGAGGAGGUGGUGAAAGAGGAGCAGGAGGUGGUGAAGAGGAUGUUGGCGGAGGAGAUUAGGCGGGAGGGUGGGGAUCGAUAA
Molecule: messenger RNA, 1116 nt
Organism: Sordaria macrospora k-hell
Lineage: Eukaryota; Fungi; Ascomycota; Sordariomycetes; Sordariales; Sordariaceae
Biological process (GO): snoRNA localization; maturation of LSU-rRNA from tricistronic rRNA transcript (SSU-rRNA, 5.8S rRNA, LSU-rRNA); box C/D snoRNP assembly
Cellular component (GO): nucleus; pre-snoRNP complex
Source: RefSeq, a predicted model, not a curated record